Molecule: messenger RNA, 1356 nt
Organism: Penicillium coprophilum
Lineage: Eukaryota; Fungi; Ascomycota; Eurotiomycetes; Eurotiales; Aspergillaceae
Exons: 1
Coding region: 1-1356 (451 amino acids)
Molecular function (GO): hydrolase activity, acting on carbon-nitrogen (but not peptide) bonds
Source: RefSeq, a predicted model, not a curated record
AUGUUCACCUCCAAGAGCCGCCUCUGUUUGGACUCGGCUCCACUGCAGACAACUUUGAGUCUGGUUAGUCCCCCCCAAUAUCUAAAGCCGACGGUUAACGUGUUCAUGAAAUUGACACGCCUCAUAGGCACCCGCGCCGCGAUUGCGGGAGGUACAACCACCAUUGUAGCCUUUGCACCUCAACGGAAGCAUGAGGAUAGUGUUCUCGCAACCCUCAAUAGUGCCCAUGAACGCGCCCAGGACCAAUGCUAUAGCGACUACUCGUUCCAUCUCAUCAUUUCGAACCCAUGCGCAAACACGCUUGCGGAAUUUCCAGCCUUCCGAGAGUUGGGCAUCUCAUCCGUCAAAAUAUACAUGACCUAUGAAGCUUUACGUCUGAAUGACGAGCAAUUCUUAGAUGUCUUGUUCCAGUCCCGUCUACACAAAGUCACAACUCUGGUACAUGCAGAAAAUGACUCCGUGAUUGCGUGGAUGACCAAGAAACUGCAUGAGCGCAAACUAUAUGCACCAAGGUACCAUACCGCCUCUCACCCUGCAGCCGCCGAGAUUGAGGCCAGCUACCGUGCAAUUUGUCUUUCUGAAUUUAUCGAUACUCCGAUCUUAAUCGUACAUGUUUCCAAUCCUCGAGCCGUUGAGAACAUCCGACAAGCCCAGGCAAACGGGCUUCCCGUUUAUGCCGAAACUUGCCCUCAAUAUCUAUUCCUUAGCAACGAAAACGUGGAUCUGGCUGGGCUUGAGGGGGCAAAGUGUGUUUGCAGUCCACCGCUACGCAACAAAUCCGACCAUGAGGCUAUUUGGGCGGGUCUCGAGGACGGAACGUUUACCAUUCUCUCGUCCGAUCACUCCCCGUUCAAUUUCAACGACUCGAAGUCUGGAAAAGGAUCGAGUGUGACCGCAGAACAUCCCGAGGGACAGUUCCACCUAGUUCCCAACGGAUUCUCUGGUGUCGAGACCCGAAUGCCAUUGGUCCUUUCCGCUGAUCGACUUAAGAUACAGAGAUAUGUGGAGCUGACAUCAACCAACCCCGCCAAAUUGUAUGGCAUGUAUCCGAAGAAAGGCGCUCUUAUUCCCUCGGUCAGUGAUGCCGACUUUGUCAUCUGGUACCCCGAAGGGGAUCUUGAUAUGACUAUCACCAACGACAUUCUUCACCAUAACGUCGACUAUACUCCAUUCGAGGGGCACAAGGUGAAGCAGUGGCCGCGCUAUACCGUGCUUCGUGGACAAGUGGUUUGGGACAGGGAUGAAGGAGGCGUCGUUGGUGCUCGAGGCUAUGGUCAAUUUUUGCAUCGCACAGAAAGCAAAUUGGCAGGAAGUAGGAGUGAGGGCUCUUGGGAUGUUGAGACCGCGUGGGUUUAA